CUCAUUACAAAUCAAAGUUAUACAUAGCAAAAUUUCUUUAAAAAAAGAGUUACUACUAUAUAUAGCAACACAAGUAAAACCAUGGCUUGGUCUAAGGUCUUCAAGGUGGCAUUCGGGGCGCUGCUGGUUUCCAUGUUGGUAGCCGCACCUUAUGUUAAUGCAACCAUAUCAUGCGAACAGGUGACCAACUGGCUGACCCCGUGUAUCACCUACGGGCUCUUUGGGGGCACCGUGCCACCAGGUUGUUGUGAAGGCAUUAAAACACUCAAUGCUGCAUCCAAUACCACUGAGGAUCGUAGGGCUCAAUGCAACUGCGUUAAAGAAGGCGCUGCGAAAAUCCCUGGACUCAACUACGACCGUGUUAAUGAGCUGCCUGGUAAAUGUGGAACUACAUGCCCCUACAAGCUCAGUUACGACCUUGAUUGCUCCAAAGUAAACUAAGCGUGUGCGUACGUGCAAGGAUGUAUGUUCUGCACCCACAAACCGAAGAUAGAAUAACAAUUAAGUCUAUCUCCUGCUAGACUCAUUCCUAAUUCUAGACUUGGGAGUUUAAUAAACUGAAACUUGUAUUGUUGCAGCCGAAAAUAAUGAUAUGACGAUAGCGUUGCUCAUGAUAGGGUUCUAUGUAAUGAACUUCUCAUGAAUAAUAAAGCAAGAAAAUACGAGUACUGCUACUGCUACUCUUUUCUUUUGUCCACUGAUAA
Molecule: messenger RNA, 704 nt
Organism: Theobroma cacao (cacao)
Lineage: Eukaryota; Viridiplantae; Streptophyta; Magnoliopsida; Malvales; Malvaceae
Product: non-specific lipid-transfer protein 1-like
Biological process (GO): lipid transport
Molecular function (GO): lipid binding
Source: RefSeq, a predicted model, not a curated record